AUGAUUCACGAUGCUUGUGGACAUACAAAUGUGGAGAAUAAUACGAAUUCUUCAGAGGGUAAUGAAGAGCCAAAUAUCCAUGCAACAAAGUUCUACAAACUAUUAAAAGAUGCUCAGACAGAACUUUAUCCUGGUUGCACAAAAGUCUCAAAGUUGUCUUUUAUUGUUAAAUUACUUCACUUGAAGUGUCUUAAUCAUUGGAGCAACAAAUCGAUGGAUGAGUUAUUAAUCUUCUUUAAAGAAGUUCUUCCCGAUGGGUCAUUUGUGCCUACCUCUUUCUAUGAAGCAAAGAAAGUUCUUCGUGACCUAGGCUUGGGGUAUACCAAAAUAGAUGCAUGUCAGAAUGAUUGUAUUUUAUAUUGGCGCGAUUAUGCCAAUGCUCAAUCAUGUCCCAAGUGUGGUAAGUCUAGAUGGAAGUCACAGGAACACAAAAGCAAGAAAGUAGCUCAUAAGGUAUUGCAACAUUUUCCUAUCAAACCAAGGCUUCAAAGACUAUACAUGGCAAAAAAGACAUCAAAGAAAAUGAGGUGGCACAAGGAAGACAAUAUUGAUGAUGGUGUCAUGCGACAUCCGUCUGACUCAAUAGAAUGGAAAUCUUUCAAUGAGCGUCAUCCUACUUUUUCAGAUGAAUUAAGAAAUGUCCGAUUAGGUUUAGCAAGCGACGGAUUCCAACCUUAUGGAAAUAUGAGUACCAAUCAAAGCAUUUGGCCUGUCAUUCUAGUUACAUAUAAUUUGCCACCAUGGAAUUGCAUAAAGAGUUCAUACUUUAUGAUGACACUUCUUAUUUCAAGCCCUAAGUCUCCUGGCAAUGAUUUUGAUGUAUACUUACAACCAAUGAUUGAAGAGUUGAAAGAAUUAUGGGAUGGGGUGGAGACUAAUGAUGCACACUCAAAAUCUAAUUUUCUUAUGUGUGUGGCUCUCAUGUGGACGAUUAAUGACUUUCCUGCAUAUGGGGACUUUUCUGGAUGGUCAACCAAAGGAAAGCUUGCAUGUCCUUGUUGCCAUAAAGAGACACAAUCGAUUUCCUUACGUAACAAGUUGUGUUAUAUGGGUCAUCGUCGUUUCCUUCCCACAAAUCAUCCAUGGCAUAGAAAUAGGGUGUUAUUUGAUGUGAAAGUGGAAAUGGGUGUCACACCUAGCCCUUUAACAGGUGAUGAAGCACUUAUACAGUUACAAAAUUUAGACAAUGUGAGUUUUAGUAAAGGACAAAAGAGAAAGCAUAAUGUUUCUGCCAAUGCUUAUAACUGGAGGAAGAAAAGUAUCUUUUUUCUUUUGCCUUACUGGAAGAGUCUUAGGUUAAGACAUAACCUAGAUGUGAUGCACAUAGAAAGAAAUGUGUCUGACAACAUUUUAUCAACUGUGAUGAGUAUUGUUGGAAAGACAAAAGACACAUUGAAAAGUAGAUAUGAUUUGGUGGACCUUGGUAUUAGGCAAGGGUUGCAUCCAAUUAAGGAUGGAGAUAAAAUUUUGUUACAGGUAGCAUGCUAUGCAUUGUCCCCUGAUGAGAAGUUCAAGCUAUGUGAUUUCUUAGCUAAUUCGAAGGUUCCAGAUGCCUUUUCAUCAAAUAUUUGA
Molecule: messenger RNA, 1572 nt
Organism: Solanum stenotomum
Lineage: Eukaryota; Viridiplantae; Streptophyta; Magnoliopsida; Solanales; Solanaceae
Exons: 1
Coding region: 1-1572 (523 amino acids)
Source: RefSeq, a predicted model, not a curated record